AUGCUGUCCUCCUCCCCGGCGCCGCCACAAGAGGGCGCCGCCGCCCCCUCCUCCUGGGCGGAAGCCGCGUCCUCGGCGGCGCUCCGGCACUACCGCUCCCUGCCCAAGAAAGGGAAACCGCAGGGGCGCGAGUCCACGGUCCUCGCCGCCUUCCUCCUCUCCUCCCUGCAGGACCCGCACAGCCUCACUGUCCUCUCCAUGGGCACCGGCACCAAGUGCCUCGGCGCCUCGAUGCUCAGCGCCCGCGGGGACCUCGUCCACGACGCGCACGCCGAGGUCAUCGCUCGCCGCGCGCUGCUCCGCCUCGUCUACUCUGAGAUCGGCCGCGGCGCCCCGCCUGAGUGGCUGGUUGCUUCCGUGGAUGGUGGGAGAUGGAGGCUGAGGGAUGGGCAUUGCCUUCAUCUCUACAUCACCCAACUCCCAUGUGGAGUCAUGCCAGUACCGCUGUCACAGUCGGAGUUACCAAGGGAACAACUGGAUAGUGUGAAUGGAGAUAUUAGCUUUGUUCAGAGGAAGCCAGGGCGGGGUGAUACAACAUUAUCCAUGAGCUGCUUUGACAAAAUCACCCGCUGGAGUCUUGUAGGAAUUCAAGGUGCAUUGCUGUCACAUAUACUGGAACCCUUGUAUUUGUCCACCAUUACUAUUGGACAAUUACCUGAUGGUGCUCCUGAAGGGUUCUCUAUUGAAAAUAAUAUCAAGAAAGCUCUCGAUGCUCGCCUGUCCUCUCUAUCCAGCAAAUUGCCACCUCCUUUUAAAACUCAGAGGCCAAAGGUUUUUGAGGCACCUGUCCCACCAACAGAGUUUCAACAGAUUUCUGGAGACGUACCCCCCUUGACAUGCGGGUACUCGAUCUGUUGGAAUAAAUCCGGUUUGCAUGAAGUUGUCUUAGGAACAACUGGUAGGAAACAAGGAACGUCUUCAAAGGCGGCACAUUUGCCCUCCACCGAGUCAUUGCUCUGCAAGAGAAGACUGCUAGAAGCAUUCAUGUCCCUUGAACAUCCAUUGGUAGGGCAAUUCAAGUGUGAGGAGCUAUCUUACCGUGCACUAAAGGAUACGGCUCAUGAAUAUCGUCACACGCUUGAGCUCCUCAGGAAGGCCCCAUUUUUUGGCUGCUGGCGAGCUAAGCCUACAUUUGUUGAUUCGUUUGCAGUUUCACGGUGA
Molecule: messenger RNA, 1161 nt
Organism: Miscanthus lutarioriparius
Lineage: Eukaryota; Viridiplantae; Streptophyta; Magnoliopsida; Poales; Poaceae
Source: the annotation of a GenBank genome assembly